Molecule: messenger RNA, 282 nt
Organism: Racocetra persica
Lineage: Eukaryota; Fungi; Glomeromycota; Glomeromycetes; Diversisporales; Gigasporaceae
Source: the annotation of a GenBank genome assembly
UAUAAUCAUGCGAAUGUGGAUGCAGAUGUGAAUAUAGCAACUGAUGUAUAUAAUCAUGCGAAUGUGGAUGUGAAUGCAGGUGUGAAUAUAGAUGCAAAUGUGGAUAUAAAUGUGAAAGUGAAUGCGAAUGUAAAUGAAGCAACUGAUAUAUAUAAUCAAGAGUUCUUCGAUACAUUUCUUAAAACAAUGAAGGAUGAUUAUGAACAUUGUGGACCACAACUUCGAGCAGCCCUUGAGAAAUUGGCUGAGAGAUACAAUGCAGCAAAAGCUAAGUCUAUCCCG